AUGCUUCAGAUUGAGAACAUGAGCAUUGUUGAGCUCAAUGAACUCAUUGCCUCCCGUGAGAAUGAGUUGAAGAUAAUCAAGAAGCGCCUUGCCUUCACAAAGAAGGAGAAGAAGGGUGAGGACAUCACCAUCAAUCUCCUCCAGCCUUCGGGGCGCACCAUUCCCCACACGGUGAAACCCAAGAACACCAUUCUUCAGGUGAAGCGCUCAAUUGUGGAGGAGUUGAACAUGGACAAGCCCGAGUGCAUCCGCCUUGUCUAUGGCACUGAGGAGAUGAAGAACACCAAGACCAUUGCAGGCUAUGGUGUCGACGACGGCGACGUCCUCACCAUUGUCAUGGCCCUUGCAGGCGGUGCUAAGAAAGGGGGGGUUCAGCAGAACUUUCUCAAGACAGCCAAGAGGAUGCAGGCAAAUGACCUCAUCCAGCGCACCCAGAACACCACAGACCAAGCCAUCACUCACUGCAACCAUGUUGCCAAUCAACUCAUGGCACUUGCUGACACAGAUGUCCGCAGUGCCUUGCGUGCCCUUCUUGCUGAGAACACAGAUGAGAAGUUGGAUGGUUGUAUUGCUGUUUUGAAGACGACCCAUAACAAGGAUACACGCCUUGAGGGAUGUGCUGACCUCCUGUUUGACCGCAUCACUCAGCCCAUCAAAGACCGCAUGAAGGACUUCAACGGAGCCAUUGAGACCACUCACUGUGUGUUUCAGAUGAUGAUGAGCGACGCUUUCUGCCCCAACGGCAAGUGGGACUGGAAGAGCUUUGAGGGCAUGGUUGAUGAUGUGAAGCGCCAGCGGUCUCAGCCAGCUCAGCCUGUCAAUAUGAACAUGGGCUGA
Messenger RNA from Effrenium voratum, 837 nucleotides. The record is from the annotation of a GenBank genome assembly. NCBI's taxonomy places the organism in Eukaryota, Dinophyceae, Suessiales, Symbiodiniaceae.